Clonostachys rhizophaga is the source of this 507-nucleotide messenger RNA. Lineage: Eukaryota; Fungi; Ascomycota; Sordariomycetes; Hypocreales; Bionectriaceae. The record is from the annotation of a GenBank genome assembly.
AUGUGUAAUCUCGAGCUUCUGUUCUAUGCAGCUUCGCAUGAGUGGUACGACUAUCUGUCAGAGGCAGCAACUACCUAUGCCAGAACCCUAUUGAGAACACAUCUUCGAAAAGAGCCCACUCGUCGAAGAGAAGGCUAUGAUGGAAUGCUCUACAGUACAUAUCACGUGGUAAACUUCGUCCCUUCUGCAGGGGAUAUCAAGGAGGUUCGUACUACUCAGGGCUACUCUCCAGAAUCGACAUGGUCUCGAGGACAAGCUUGGGCCAUUCUAAGCUACGCUCAGACAUAUAAUUGGACAAAAGAGGACGACUUUCUCGUUGUAGCGUGCGGACUUGCGGAAUACUUCCUUCUCAGAAUGGAAGACUCGCCAGCUUGUGCCGAGAUUCUACAGACAGAUGGGGACAGCACAAGCUCCGAAAAGGCUGGCAGGUUCGUUCCAUUAUGGGACUUUGAUGCGCCCUACAUCAUCCUUAUUUACGAUAUGAAGGCAAUUGACCUCGAUAUUUGA